Lontra canadensis (Northern American river otter) is the source of this 3358-nucleotide messenger RNA. It is a transcript of the gene CD226, whose product is annotated as CD226 molecule. The record is from RefSeq and is a predicted model, not a curated record. Lineage: Eukaryota; Metazoa; Chordata; Mammalia; Carnivora; Mustelidae. Gene Ontology annotation, cellular component: external side of plasma membrane. Gene Ontology annotation, biological process: positive regulation of natural killer cell cytokine production; positive regulation of type II interferon production; positive regulation of immunoglobulin mediated immune response. The coding region runs from base 113 to 1123 and encodes 336 amino acids. The transcript has 7 exons.
GAGACUGUCCAUGAAACAGUGUCAAGGAGAUUCAGCAGGAAAAGAGCCAAUGACAGCUGGAUGGCUGAUGUCUGUCCUAUGAACCUACCAGCCUCCCAAACGGUUUCCAGAGAUGGAUUAUCUUACUUUCUUCUUCGCUCUUCUUCAUGUAUACAGAGCGCUAUGUGAAGAGAUGGUUUGGGACACGACUGUUAAACUUGCUGAGAAUAUGAGUCUGGAGUGUAUAUAUUCAUCACUGGACACCUUAGUUCAGCUGGAAUGGCACAAGAUCACUACAACCAACAGAGAGCUCAUGGCCAUUUUCAGCCCUACUUACGGUUUGAGUGUAAAGCCACCCUACACUGAUAGGGUUUACUUUUUAAAUUCCACCAUGGCGCCUAAUGAUAUGACCCUGUCCUUUCAUAACGUCUCUGAGGCCGAUGUUGGCUUCUAUUCCUGCUUUCUGCACACUUUCCCACAAGGACAUUGGGAGAAGGUGAUCCAGGUGAUUGCCUCAGAUAGCUUUGAGAUCGCUGUGCCAUCAAGGAACCACAUUGUCUCAGAACCUGGGAAAAACGUCACACUCACCUGUCAGCUUCCACAGAAGGGGCCAAUACAGCAAGUUACAUGGGAAAAGAUCCAGCCCCAUCAGAUUGACCUCUUGACUAGCUGCAACUUGUCCCAAGGAAAAGGUUAUGCUUCAAAGUACCAAAGACAGAUACUGAGCAACUGUAGUCAGGGCAUGACAAGCUCCUUCAUCGUCAUGCCCCACGUCAUGGCCUCUGACUCAGGACUCUACCGCUGCUGCUUCAAGGCCAGCACAGGGGACAAUGGAACCUUGGAAACAAUCGCAAUGAGGUUGACUGUAACCGAUGGUAAAACUGAUAACCAAUACACUCUCUUUGUGGCUGGAGGGGCAGUUUUAUUGUUGCUGUUUGUUGUUCUAAUUACCACAGUCACCGUCAUUUCUUAUAAGAGGAGAAGGAGUCAGAAGAAACUAUUUAAAGACUCCUGUGAUGCACAGAAUAAGGCAGCCAACAACUACAGAAAUCCCGACUCUACCAAUCAGUCAUCGGAUGGUGCAAGAGAGGAUAUUUAUGUCAACUACCCAGCCUUCUCUCAGAGGCCAAAGACCAGAAUCUAAGCAUUUUCCUUGAGCUGAGCAGAUUUAUGAUGACUAUUUUAUAUUAUUUUUUUCCCACUACUUGGUGCCUACCCUGGAUACUAGAUGGUUACAUUUAUUUAAUUUGAUAGGAAAAAUACCUUAUAACCUGAAGAACAUUCUUAACAGAAAUGUUUCAGAAACCCUGAUUCUCAUUAGUAUAUACGUAAAGGGAAACUCGCUGAGUCACAUAAUGGAACAAUCCAGGGGGAUCCAGCUUCAGACAAGAGUUAUUUCUGAAGGUUUAAAUGUCACAUAUUGGAUUAAGUAUGGGCAUAAACCUGUUUCUGGGUCUCCUUUCGUGGUGUUGGAUCCACUGUAUUGGUGUUAGCCUAACUCUUAUUCACGUGUUUCCUUGUGUUUCCAGCACCUCUUGGCGAUUCUCAAUCCUUGUUUCUGCCUGGUAGAGAGUUUACUUCUCUGAUAAAGUAAAUGGAUUCGGUUAUUUGACCAUCAUUGAACAGGCAUCAUGACUGGAAAGGAUGAAAUGGCUUAAGUCAAUUAAGGGUUCACCUCUAGAACAAGGACUGAGGCCAAAGCACAUUACCAGGGAAUUCAGAGUAUUAUUAGAGGAGGGAGAUGGGGAGAUGUUGGCUGGUGACCAACAAAUGUGGACUGCAAGCCAUUCCCAAACAUCUCCUGUUGACCAACUGAGAAGAGAACAUGUGGACGGAUCUGGGUUAGUGCUCUCUCCCCCCACUUUAAAAUCUGCUCUAUCAGCAUAGUCCAGAAGAGUAGUUGGCAGCAGAAAUAAAUGAAUGGUCAAGAGGAAGACAAAUAGAACACGGAAAUCUCUUCCUUUUCUAUUAUCAAAUGAAGGAAUCCCUGAUUCUGCCUGGAAUUCUUUCCAAUCUCUCUGGCUUAGCUUUAUGAGCAAGUGUAGUACAUGGUCCAAUAAUAACUUCAUGUUUUUGAUAUUGAAUUUUUCUACUUUUGAGAACUAUUUUUAAAUAUGUGAAGUCUCUCAGAAGAGUCAGGCAUCUAGGCAUUAUCAGUUGUUUUUCUUUUUUAAUAAUUAUGGGAAAUCUGAAUAUAAGAAAAAGAAUGUUAGUUGCAAGUGUGGUUUGGGUUGUGGUAGAAACAUGAUGGGGAAGAACCUUGGAGGCCUAUAGGGAAGGAGGAACAGGGAACAAAGAAUAGGAAGAUACAGAGAGAACCUUGUCUUCCUUUACAGUUUGGCCAAAGACAACCGUAGUGAUGUCAAUACACAGUAGUUAGUGGCUGUCCUGCCAUUGUCCACAUUCUAGAUGGGGUCACACAAUGAAAAGUAGUUCUGAAGCUAAAUAAGGAUCAUGAUCACCUUGAAAUCACAGUGGUCAUUACCAAAGAGAGUGAUCAUUCAUGUCUCAAAUAUUUAUUACUCAUCUCUAAAACAUUCACCACAAAAAUUGCAUGUAAGUAUCAAAGUUGUAGGUUUUUAUAAUUUUAAGUGAACCAAAACCAAAUUCUCAUGGUAUCUAGGCAGAUUUGAUGCUGCAAUUUACAGUCUUAAGUGAGUCAAUGGAUAUUUUAUGAUGAUAGCUUUAACUACUGUGUGCACCCAAUAGAGCAAUGAUUCUGUGAAUCCCAGAAAUUGUGGGUGCCCCUGCCGGCUUCAAAAGAGAAAAAGCAAAAAUGUCCACUCUCAUGAGGUAUUUCCAAAUUCUCAGUGACUAAUAUGGGUGAGGAGGAAAGCAUUUCUACCAAUGCAAUAUGGGGAAAUGAAAAUCCCACUUGAACAGAGAAGAUGAUGGGGUGUGGGGGGAUGCCGGGUACAAAGUACAACCAGAUGCCACUGUCCUGGAAGUUUCCCUCAUGGAAGAUUCUACAGCAGAGCCUGCAGACCGUUUAAAACCGGUCUCUUUUCCCAUGCAUGUUUUGCUUUUUCUUUAAUCUGUCACUCAGAAUAUUUAUGAGAACUAUAUCCUCUGUCCGUCUUCUUCGUGUAUUCCUCCUCUGCAGAGCUCAGGAUUUUUCAGGCAUUUAGUACUCUUCUUAGUCCUGCUGGAAUUUCUCUGCACCCCCCACCGACCCCACCGCUGGUCCUAUUACACUCUCAGCUGUUCAUGCUGAUGAAAUUCUACUCACUAAGGUUCUUUCCCUGGACAUCUUUACUUACUAAUGAAGUACUUUCAUUAUUGUCUGUUUAACAUUAUUCCUAAUUAGCUAGAGUUUUAUAACUCUCAUAUAUAUAUACACCUACUAUAGAAAUAAUACAUGGUAUGUAUAGUAUAUUGC